UCCGCCUCGCCUCGCCGCGGCGCUGCCCGCUCGGGCCCGGCCGCCGCCGCGGCGGCGGAGAUCGGCAGGUCAGCCCGCCCUCGCCCCGCUGCGAGGCUUCCCCGCCUCCGUCCCCGCCCCGCCGCUUUACCCCGCCUCGUCCCUCUGCCCCCGGCGCGGGUUUCUCGCCGCCCCUUCCCCCGGGCUGUCUGUCAGCCCGCCCUGCUCGCUGCCCCGCUGUGCCUGUGUCCGUGUCCGUCCCGUCCCGUCCCCCCCAUCCCCCCGCCGCCGGGCAUGGCGCCGCUGACAGCGCCCGUGCGCGCCUGAGUCGGCAGGGGCGAGCCCGCCGUCGCCGCGGGAGGAGGAGGAGGAGGAGGAGGAGAAGAGAUGAACCGCUUCCAGCCCGGGGUCGCGCUGCUGCUCUCGUUGCUGUGGGAGUGUACGGAGGCCAAAAAGCAUUGCUGGUACUUUGAAGGAUUAUAUCCUACAUAUUAUAUAUGUCGCUCCUAUGAGGAUUGCUGUGGUUCAAGAUGCUGUGUAAGAGCUCUCUCUAUCCAGCGACUCUGGUAUUUUUGGUUCCUUUUGAUGAUGGGAGUUUUGUUCUGUUGUGGAGCUGGUUUCUUUAUCCGAAGGCGGAUGUACCCUCCUCCACUAGUAGAAGAACCUACUUUUAAUGUGUCUUACACCAGACAACCAGUCAACACUGCAUCAGGGUCACAACAACCUGGAGUGCCGUAUUACACAGAUCCAGGUGGACCUGUGAUGAAUCCCAUGGCUAUGGCUUUCCACGUCCAGCCCAAUUCCCCACAAGGAAACCCAGUUUACCCACCCCCACCUUCCUACUGCAACACACCACCUCCCCCUUACGAGCAGGUGGUGAAAUCCUCUACGUGAGGACUCUGGCUCUCUGACCUGACUGUGUGAGAAGAAGGUGCCAUUGCAAAAUGAGAUGGAGGGCAUCCACCCUUAUGAACACUUGCUAGUUCUCCCAAGUCCUCUCUCCCUCCCUUCCCUGCACCUUUCCUCAUUAAAGUUACUUGCAAAGGGGUGAUUUUUAAAUUUUUUUCUGUCUUUUUUAGUAGAAGUGGAUUUUUUCUUUGUCUUCAAAAUGAGAGAAGUCGUCUUUGUAAUGCUUUUAAUGGAAACCUAUAUUUAAAACCUCUACGUCUUUCUCUUUAUUUAUUGUUCGUUUCAAUAAUGGGUUUAAUUGCGUUGUGGCAGGCUACUGACAGCAGUUCUUCAUGCAAUUCCAGAAUGAUGUGCGCUCUCAAAAACCCCGUGGCAGAAAUGCCCCCAUCUACUGGAAAUGACAGAAAAAGAGGGUAGAAGUAAGAAAGGCAGGGCAAUGCUUUUACGAAUUGUGGCCACUAUCUUCUUGAUUUACGUUUUUCUCAUAAAACUUGGUUCCGAUGCACAACAGACUGAUGCUGUGCUAGAAGCCCGUGAGUGACUGGAGCACCAGUGUUGGUCGAGUCAUGCUUUGCCAAGUGCCCCAGAAAACAGGGAUGCAUUAUUUUAAAUGAUGCAUCUCAAAGCAAAGGACCCGGGCUUGAGUGUUUCUUGGCCAGCACCUGGACUGCCUGCGUGAUUGGCAUCCUGACUCUCCCUGUUUUGCCAAUGGUGAGAUUGCAUGAAACAGCCGAUGACCUAAAUGUCAGUAGUGAGAGGGAGGUAUCAUUACCUCAGAGCUACUUGUGCUCGUGCCUCUUGACAGAACGGUUAGCAACACUGAAAUAUGUAGGGAAGUUUUCUUCCCUGAACUGGAAAAUAAUUACAGUAAGAAGGCAUGGAAGCACACUUCCACGUUUGCUCCCUUUGACAUUGAUGGGAGUUUUGUCCCUGAGAAAUAGUUGUUUUCAUUAUGGUUUUACUGCUGCCACAAAGAAUACCAAGUAUAGCUGUCAUCUUCAGGUGACAGAUCCAUAAAACUGUUCUCCUCGCUCGCUCAGGCAAAUAACUUUUUCGUACUAGUGCUUAAGAGCAGUUCCUUGACCUGAUGCGCAGAUGGUUCGGCUUUCAGUGACUCUUAGCUCUUCAUGCGUUUUGCUGAGUGGUCCCAGGAUUCCCGAUCCACCAUCUCACACUCGUGGCUGACUCUCUGCAUGACCAUGAGCCAACACCUUCAAAUAAACACAGAGCCCCUUUACUUGUGAUGGCUGUCACACCCAUCUGUGUCUAGCAAAAAGGUGAAGCUACUCUGAGACAUGACGUGACACAAAGAAGAUGCCAUUGCCUUCUACUGCUGAAAGACCUGCAGAAACAGCAGGGGUUAGGAGUCCAAUACGGUCCUUUGGAUCCUGGCUGAAUGCUUACUCACUGCCAAUACAGCGACUGCUCCUUUGUCACUCCAGCCAGGGCACAGAGGACACCGAGGUGGUUUGCAGUAAUCUGAAGACCUGUGUUGCACAGGGAGCCAAAGCUUUAUUGUGCUCUUAAUGCAUGCCAGUGGCUUGUGAGAACUUCGUCCUAGGUGGCAAGCUGGAAUUGCAGGACUGGCAGAAGAGAGCAUCCUUUUUAUUAUGAACAUGAGUCUCUAACAGAAAAACCAUUAAGGGUAACUGUUUCUAAAAGCUGCUGGUAGCGUUAGUAGUCAUCUGGAGGAGAGCUAGCUUUUGAGGAGCUCAUUGCCGCAAACCUGACUUGGGUUAAACUGUAACUAAGGCUUUCCCUUACUGUGCAUCAUAAUAAGGGACAAAGCCAAGUAUUUUUGUGUGUAGUGUAGGCUCGGUGGACACUUAAGAUUAAAAAAGUAUAGUUUAUAUAUGAUUACUAGGUCCAUCUGCUCACCAUAACUGUAUAUAUUUUCUAAAUUAGUGUGCACUUGAAGUGUAAAGCUGCGUAUGUCACUGGAUAUGAUUGUGUAUACAUGACAUAAUUUUUUAAAAGCAAAUCCAACCUUUCUUUUUUGGUCAAUAGAAAUGACAACAGACCUCAUGUUAGUAGAUAGAUGUUGUUAAGUCCUUUUAUAUUACAAAAUAUAUCUUCAACAGCUGGCAUUUUUCUGGACACAUUGAAUAGAAACCUUUUGUAGUGAAUUCUUAUGCUGUACAUUGAAAUUCAACUUCUGUUCAAGUUUUC
This is a messenger RNA of Phalacrocorax carbo (great cormorant), 3057 nucleotides long. Lineage: Eukaryota; Metazoa; Chordata; Aves; Suliformes; Phalacrocoracidae. The record is from RefSeq and is a predicted model, not a curated record.